UUUCUUUCCUGUGAAGAUUAUUGUUAUUAUUAUUGUUUCAUAUUUUUCUUAGUCAUUUUGUAUUCGUUAUUUUAAGAGAGGUUAUUAUCUUGUAAAUAAUCAUUGAUUAGUAGAUGCAUUCGUUACAGUAAAAAGAAGGACCCCCUUUUGCCUUGCACCUAUAAUGAGCAUCAAAAGAAACGCAUCACUUAUAUUUAGAUCAAAUUCACUAGAUGUGAUUGAAAAAUGACAAACUCUGUUUUAGAGCAGGUGCAGUGACUUUUUAUUGUGCUGAUUAACAAUUGACGUUUUACUGUCUGAAGUUAUGGGGGGGCGGGGGAUACUGUGAAAGUCACAGGCUCGUGGCGUGUGUGGCCAGAGUUGGAAGCAAUACAAGCAGUGCAUCUGCGACGCAUGAUUUGCACCAGGUUUCGGAUGCUGUCUUGUGGAAUCCUGGCCCAUUCCUCUUGUAGUGCCUGGAUAAGCAUCUGACAGUUCAGUGGGCUCUGAGACCUAGAAGCCACACGUCUCCCAGUUCAUGGCCUGUCAUUGACAGAGUGUGUCUGAUUAUAUCGUCUCGCCCGGUUUGAAAUUGCUGGCUGUGAGCACCCAAGACCGUGAGCCACAGUACGCUGCCCCAGUCCAGCCUCCAAGACGUGGCAUAUUGGUGUUUUUCUGUGAUUUUCUUUAUUGCUUUUAUUCAAGCUUGCAAUUCAACAGCUGAAAUCACUCCAUAUCCAGUGUCCAGUCAACUGUCUCACUAAUUAGGUGACUAAGUGCAUAUGCUUCAGUCAUAGUCACUCAAACGUGUCAUGGACAAGGAUGAAUGAUCAGGUGAAAAACAAACAUUCAUGUAUUUGGACUUCUGUCUCUGGCACAAUCUCGUCUGACGCGAUAUUGAUGGGCACUGCAUCAUGGGUUAUUCUUCCUGUCCUUUAGGAAAUACAAUCCCGAGUGACGGAGCUCAUCAGAGACAACAGCAAUGUGCAGCCUGGCUUUCCUCAUCAUGUCUGCCUGCACCUUGAUCGGGGGUCUCUCAGUCUGCUGCCCUUAAAGAAGAUACCACGUCGUCAGAGAUGUAAUGACCUGGGACCAAGCUCGCCAACACUGUCAAAGUAAUUUCACUGAUCUGGUUAGUGUUCCCAGUGAUGAGGAAAUGCAGGCAGUCAAGGCACUGAUUUCCCGGGUCUCAGAGUACACGUUUUGGUUGGGUCUGCGCAGAAACACAGUCAGCUCGCCUUGGGAAUGGUCAACCGGUGUGGCCUUUCAAUACAGCAAAUGGCUGAGUUGGGAACCAGAUGCUAAUGGAGAGUGUGGAGCCAUGAUUCCCACCGGAGAGUGGGGAGCUGAACCUUGUGCUGACUUUCACAGCUUCGUCUGCUUGGCAGGACCUUCUGCGCUGUGCGGUCAGAGGGAGUACUUCCUGGUUCACACAGUGAAGAAUGCAGACGAAGCCAGAGAACACUGCAGAUCUCUGUACACAGACCUGGUGAGCAUCACAAGCCAAGUCUUGGAGCUGGGGAAACGGGGAAACUUUCAACUACAGCAACUGGGGAGUACUUCAGCUAGUGAGGAAUGGAACCUGUGUCACGAUCAAGACCUCUCAAUUGAAUUUUGGGGCAUGGCAGAUGAACAACUGCAAUGACAUCAACAAGUUCAUCUGUU
Acipenser ruthenus (sterlet) is the source of this 1644-nucleotide messenger RNA. Its product is annotated as collectin-12-like. The record is from RefSeq and is a predicted model, not a curated record. NCBI's taxonomy places the organism in Eukaryota, Metazoa, Chordata, Actinopteri, Acipenseriformes, Acipenseridae. Bases 1061 to 1624 code for a protein of 187 amino acids. The transcript is spliced from 3 exons.